This is a messenger RNA of Anoplophora glabripennis (Asian longhorned beetle), 6372 nucleotides long. It is a transcript of the gene CdGAPr, whose product is annotated as GTPase-activating protein CdGAPr. The record is from RefSeq and is a predicted model, not a curated record. Lineage: Eukaryota; Metazoa; Arthropoda; Insecta; Coleoptera; Cerambycidae. The coding region runs from base 203 to 5494 and encodes 1763 amino acids. Gene Ontology annotation, biological process: small GTPase-mediated signal transduction. The transcript is spliced from 16 exons. Gene Ontology annotation, molecular function: protein binding; GTPase activator activity; phosphatidylinositol binding.
UGCAUCAGUCGGCGUCGUGAAGGCCGCCGUCUCCGUCGGCGUCGCGCCUAUCUAGCAUCCGUCGUCUCGAGAAAGGGGUGUGUUCCGUUCCGCCGUCCGAAGGGGAUAUAUCGCGAUCGGUGCGGUGGUUCUGGUGACGUGCUGAUCGAGGGGGAUCGCCAGUUAGUUCUUGGUGCUAGGAUAUCCCGCGAAGACGUUCCAGAUGACGCUCUCCUGCUAUGACAUGUUCUGCGUCAAUUUCGCCAAAGCAUUAUGCACUGAGGUGUACGACAUGCAGAUCAGCGAGGCGGCGGGCGGGGCGCCGGCCCCUGGGGCAGAGCCCUGCCGGUUCCCCAAACUGGAGGAGUGCGCCCACUUCCACUACGAGAGGGUCCAGCUGCCCCAGCUCACCGUCACCCUCCAGACCAACAUGGACCAGUCGCUGCUGUCGCAACACACCAAUGAGGAAGAUGACACCGAAUGGUUCAUGGUGCAGGUGACCUCGGCUGACGCCUGCUGGUUAGUCCAGAGGAAUUUUGAAAAUUUUAAGAUGUUGGACGAACAGCUGCACCAGUGCAUAUUUGACAGGAAGAUCUCCCAGUUGCCGGACCUGGCUAGUCAGUCGCCGAAUGAUGAGGAUUUAGAGAUCAAGCUGAUCCUUUACUUGGAGCGCUUCAGCAAAAUCGCUGACAACUCGGUCAACUGCGGCCCGGUGUUGAACUGGCUGCAGAUGGACAAUAAGGGCCACAGGCUGCUGGUGCCCAGCGAAGAGAGCCGCUCCAUAAACACGCCUGCCGUUGCUGCGGCGUACAGCGUGCGUCGCUACGUCUCGCAGGCCCGGGAUGAGUUGAACCUGGAAGUUGGGGACAUGAUUUCCGUCAUCGACAUGGCUAGCCCUGGGGAAUCGAUGUGGUGGAGAGGCAAGCGUGGAUUUCAAGUUGGGUUUUUCCCCCAGCACUGCGUUCACAUUAUUGGCGACAAGGUCCCGAGGAACAUGCCGCUACCCCCUCCAGUUGUAGGGUCUUUAGCAUUAACACCGAUAAAGCCUGUGUUGAGGAAACACGGCAAACUGAUCACGUUCUUUAGAAGUUUUAUUUUGAACAGGCCGUCGCGAAGAAGGCUCAAGCAGUCCGGCAUUCUGAAGGAGCGCGUUUUCGGCUGUGAUCUGGGCGAGCACCUCUUGAAUUCGGGCCACGAUAUACCGAUGGUGUUGAAGUGCUGUGCGGAAUUCAUUGAGGCGAAUGGCAUCGUCGAUGGGAUAUACAGGUUGUCUGGGGUAACGUCUAACAUUCAAAAGCUUAGGAAUGCCUUUGACGAGGAUCGCAUUCCGAAUUUGUAUACCGAGGACAUUCUGCAAGAUAUCCAUUCGGUUGCUUCGCUCUUGAAGAUGUAUUUUAGGGAGUUACCUAAUCCGUUAUGUACUUACCAGUUGUACCAGAGCUUCGUGAACGCUGUGCAGGGAUGUAACACUGCAAUAAAAAAUUCCGAAACUGAUCGGGAGAGGCUCUUGAAGAUGAGAGAAGCCGUUCAAAAGUUACCACCCCCACAUUACAGAACUCUCGAAUACCUUAUGCGGCACUUAGCGAAAGUGGCGAAACAUGGUGCUAGCACUGGCAUGACGACCAGAAAUGUGGCCAUAGUUUGGGCCCCCAACCUCCUUAGGUGCGAGGCGUUAGAGGUGGGGGGAGUCGCUGCUCUACAGGGUGUGGGAGUACAAGCCGUUGUAACCGAAUUUCUGAUCUGCUACGCCGAUCUAAUAUUCUGUGAUCAUUUACCGAAUUUGGACCACCCGACUCUAGCUGCGGAAAAUAACCUCCUGACGAAGAAAUGCAGGCCCAAUAGCCUGGCUAUUUCCACGCCUACCAAACUGAUUACCUUAGAAGAGGCAAGGAGUAAGCAUUUGCCGAACAAAACGGAGGAGUGCAACUACAUUGAGGUUGGCGGGGGACCGAAGAAUCUGCCCAAGAAAUACCACACGAUCAUCGAAUUACCACCAGGUGCAAGGAAACGAGGGCAUACAAAGAGGUCCCCGUUGGGAUGGAGAAUGUUUUUUUCUAAAUCGAGAAACAAUUCUCAAGGUAAUCUGACAAAAAACAGGAAAGCUUCCACACCCAUAACGAUUAAUGAAAAAUCUGUGACGGAGUCCGAUUUAACGGACAUGAAACGGAAACUGCGCACCGUAAAAUCGGCGGAAAGUUUGACAUCUGGCCACUCCGAGCCCGCCAGCACUGAAGAUGUACUUGGGCCUUUGCGCUGCUUGAACAAACCGCCGGGUCAUAAUAGGUCUGUUUCCCACGAUUCUUAUUUCGACACCCUUCAAAAUUCGCAGAACAAUUCCGAGGGAUCCCUGUUAGAUUUGAGCGAAAUCCAACUGAAUUUUGAACUGGAGGAGUCGGAAAUGAGGAUUUUCUCGGAGGAUGAAAGUUUGGUCAGCUCACCUAGAAUUCACAAAGAGACUCAGCGGAGAGUCCUUACACGUGCACGCCCCGAGGAGUUCAACAGCGCCGCAAACUCCGUCAACCCCUCUCCAAAAAAACAACCUCGAGUGGAACUAUCACCGGAAUCCUUAUCACGAAAGAGAACAAGGCUGGAAGACCAGCUCUCCGAUAUUCAAUACAUAGAUUGCAGCACUCCCGAUAACAUCGUGUCGACCACAGCCGUCAUACACACUCUUCCUGAUAGCCCGGUUGUGCAAGAAAAACAACUAUUCAGCGAGUCCUACCAGCCUAAGAAUAAAUCGCCUCGUAAUUCAGACGUUUUAGACAAGAGACAAUCGUUAAAUUUAGAGACAACGAGCAAAACGAUCAUACCUAAAUCGUUUACAGAGUUGGACAUCAACCGUAAAUAUUUGGGGCCUGCUAGUAUCUUGACAACGCCCACACCCGGUUCCCCGGGCUACAAGCAACUAGGCGAAAGUAGCGCCAACACGACACCCGGGAUUUCCCCCACAUACGAUAGUUCGCCCACGGAAAGCACUUUCCAACAGAGCAGUUUCAAGAAAUCAAAUACUCCGAACUACGAAAAUGUCUUGACCACGAUCAGCAUAACGUACAAGUCGCCUCCUAGGAGCACAGCUACGUCCCCCGUCAAAAGUCCCGUUACAAACGUAAAUUCGGUAUACGAGAAUGUCAUACUGAACCCAGAAAAAGUGCUUAUACCCACGUCUACCGCAUCACUACCCGUACAAGAAGCUAGUCAACCUUCGUUAUCAGAUAACAGCGAAUUUUUAUCCACCAAUAGCGACGAGAGGCCUAAAAGUCUUAGCGCCAUCGAGGAUCUCAACUCGAGCAAAGAGUCUACCAUCAAGCCGAACCUGAGUUCUAGCGCAAUUUGCAAUACCAGCGAACAGUUAUCCCUGAAUAGUUUUAACGAUCAGAAGACGCUGAGUUCCAACCAGUCCUCAGACUCCAACAUACAGUACACUCCGAGCAUCAGCUCCGCUCCCUACCACUACAUCGAGAACUCGGAACGUUUAAGUCCGACGGACUUGAGCUUGAGCGAAGUCGUGGAAAGCUCCACGGAAAACUUAACGACUAGUCACACGUCGCUCAGCUUCCCCGUAAGUCCCUCGAAGAAUAGUUUGAGCCCCAACGUUAGCCCUACGGCAGUGUACGAUUAUUCGUCUCAAGACCUGCUGACUCCCAUCAGCCCUUCCGAAAAUAGGAACACCAGCGAAGGUUUGUCCACGGAAAAUUUAGAUAAUCUACCGAUAGAAUCGGGCGUUUGGUCUAGGGACAGGCCUACUAGUGUUAACUUAAUAGAUUUUAGCCCUGUAGAAGCUGCAGUGGAAAACGACAUCCACUCUAGCCCCAACAGGGCCAGUUCGAGCAACGACAAGAGAAAGUCAGAUGAGACGGAGUCGUUAGAUGACAACGCCAUCUACCAGCAAGUGAAAUAUUUUAGGAGGUCCAUACACGAAGUAAACGCCCUUUUGGAUCUAGAGAACGGCUUACCUUCUUCGAAUAACGACGACGAAUCUAGCGAGAACGUUUACGAGGAUGUCACAAGUAAAAGUAACAGCAUCGAAGCAAAAGAAGAACUUUCGGAGAUUGCGGAGGCGAAAGGUGAUCGUGACGAGUCCAAGGAACGAUUGCAAGCUCAAAACGAGGCGGUAGGGGAAAAUUACGAUUCCCUUGAAAACGAAAACCCCCACGUCUACGAGAACAUCGAGGGUGACAGCUUGCACGAGGAAAACGUGUACGAGGACGUAGAACUAAACAAUGAAAAGACUGAAUCGCUUGCGGACGAAAUAAAAAGAGCGCAAUCGUUAGAACAGAACGUAAACGUACGAGACCUGGCCAGCGUGUUUGAGGAAAAAGAAGCGGCCGUGGCAGCCGUCGCUGAUACUACUAACAAAAAAGUUACUGUGCCUAGUGAGAAUGCAGUAUUAGAAUUAGACGUAGAAAAAGUAAACUCGAAUUUAACUGAAGAAAGUACAAACGCGAACGGUAGUUCUAGAUGUAGGAAGUUUUAUGAAAAAGACAGCCUGCCGCCGUGCUUGAGGGCGAGAAAUUUGAAGCACCAGUUGAAAACGCGUUCUCUGGACGAGGAGGAGUUUAACAAGGAAUUCGGUAUAAACGUGACGGAGCGCAGGAAGAGUUUGGACGAGAGUUUGGGUUACAAAACUAAUUCGUUGCCGAAAACGUUGAACCAACCGAAAAGUUUGCCGAGGAACGACAGCCAAGUCGACUCUAUCCACUUGGCGCACAGCUCGGAAAAUGUGGGUAACAUCACAAAGGAGGAGGAAGAGCAGAAGAAGAGGGAACGGAUCGAACGGUACAAGGAGGAGAGGAGGAAAAUUCUACAAGAUAAGUACAGAUCUGAAUCGUUCAAGGAGGACAAGGAGGUGCUCUUAACUCGACUGAGAAUUUACAAGCACAAGGACGAUAACAUCGACCCGCCUAAGCCAACGGCCAACACGGACAAACCGCCGCAUGGCCGCAGGAGAAGCACCCACAGCAACGAGGAUAGUGCCGAGAUGGCGGCCGAUAGCCUGGAGGAAGACUCUUCCUCUACUAAACAGUCAAAAAACGCUCUGGAAGCGAAAGAGAACCAGAACCACGUGGACAACUUCAAGAAGGAAACGAAACCGAUGAAGGAGAGCCUGAAGUCGCGCGCCGCCAUUUUUGAACAAAAUAACCAAAGAAUCUCUGCUCCGGCCGAUCUCAGAUCCAGCAAGAACAGAUCCUCGUUUAGGGAACCAACCAAACAGACUGAUACGAUUUAUGCCAAAAAUUUAUUAGAGACUCGCGAGAAAGUGUAUGGACGGACGGACAAAAAGGAGAAUUUCGACGAUUUGAAGGACCUAGACUUUAUAAGGCCUAAGAGGAAGGACGACGAUUUUUCGAAAGAGGAGAGGCGGAGGCACACCUUUGACAGCAGGGAGAGGGAAACCGAAUCGGACAGGCUGAGGAGGAUUAGUUUGGAGAAUCGUAGCCCCAAGAAAGAAAAAACAUCACCCACCUACUGUAUAAAGGAUAUGAAAGCUCUCUUUGAAUCAAAGUCAAAACAAUAGCUUAAAAGUUGAUAUAAAUAAACUGAAAAUUUUAGCCUGUUAUUCUAGAAAAAUUGACCAAAUUGAAUUCACUUCUUCAAAUCACCUCAACGCUACAAGAAUAUGUUAUAUGGAAAACCGGCGUCUGGUUUAAAAAAGUGAAUUUAUUGUAUAUAUUACGUUUAAGGUUAUAACUUUGUUUGCAUUUUGUUACACUCGCCCCGACUUUAGACGUUCCGACGAAUUGUGUUUAGUCGGACGCACAAAUCAAGGGCACAUUUUAAUUAUUCUGUUAUAUUUAUUUUUGUAUUAUUUUUGUUACAUACAUAAGGUAUUUAUAAGGAAUCCCCGAUAUUUUAGAUCACUGAGAGGAUGUGAUAAAUAUUUUUGAUUAUCGCAUUAGAGGUACGUUUGCUUUACGCUAAAGAUUUUUUUGAGCAAUAAACUGAUAUUAAUAUAUAUAUAUAUUUUUGUUUAAAUGAAAAUACUUAGAAAUGGAAGUUUUCUCAAGUUUAAUGUAUAUUUAUAAAUAUUUAACGAAAUGUGUAAAAGUUUUAAAUUUUAACGAGCAUCUUUGACUUACGGUUUAUUUUCAGAUUUCGGAUUUUUGUACUAAAGCCUUACACAUACCGAGUUUUAUUUUGAUAAAAUAAAAAUGGUCCGGAAAGGAUUGUUUCUACUGCGAAUGUGUAGCUUUAUGGAGGAAAAUUAUACUGAAUUCAAUACACAUACUAAUAUAUUUCUAGACAAUAAUGUAUACUUUCAUCGCAUUAUGCAUUUUUGUAUUUUUCAGUUUUUUCAUUAUUUAUUUAUUAUUUGAACAGUUAUUGUAAAUAGAUGUAAAAGUAUGCUUUAAAUUUUCAGAAAAUAUUAUGGUUAUGUUAAAUAAAUUAUAUAAU